Molecule: messenger RNA, 3668 nt
Organism: Eurytemora carolleeae
Lineage: Eukaryota; Metazoa; Arthropoda; Copepoda; Calanoida; Temoridae
Gene: Upf1
Product: regulator of nonsense transcripts 1 homolog
Biological process (GO): nuclear-transcribed mRNA catabolic process, nonsense-mediated decay
Cellular component (GO): cytoplasm
Molecular function (GO): ATP binding; zinc ion binding; hydrolase activity
Source: RefSeq, a predicted model, not a curated record
AUGCAUUUUAUCUCGUUUGCUUCAAAAUUUUGCUUGUUUAGGGAUUUGGGUAUAGGUGCGGAUACACAGGGUGAUGAAUAUCAGUUCGCGUACACCCUACCUUCCCAGUCCCAGGUGGAGGACAGCUUCAGUAAGCUCAUCAUCAAGGAGACCAACGAGAACAACAACCUAGAGGACAGGGAGCUCCAGUUUGAGGAUGAAGAGGAGGAAGGGGGCGGGGCUGGAAGGCUCCACCUACCCUCCAACAGCUGUGCCUACUGUGGUGUGCAUGAUCCCUCUACCCUUGUAAACUGUAAUAUCUGUAAACGUUGGUUCUGCAACAGUCGGGGAAAUACAUCCGGCAGCCAUAUUGUCAAUCAUAUGGUCAGAGCUAAACACAAGGAGGUGACCCUGCACAAGGACGGCCCCCUAGGAGAGACUGUGCUUGAGUGCUACAGCUGCGGGGUGAGGAACGUGUUCGUUCUCGGGUUCAUACCCGCAAAGGCGGACAGUGUAGUAGUUCUACUCUGUAGGCAACCCUGCGCUGCACAGAAUAGUUUAAAGGAUAUGAACUGGGAUCAGGAACAGUGGCGACCUCUGAUCUCUGACCGGCAGCUGUUGAACUGGCUGGUCAAGGUUCCCAGCGACGGAGAACAGCUCCGUGCUCGUCAGAUCACCGGCGCGCAGAUAAACAAAUUAGAAGAUUUAUGGAAGGAGAAUAUUGAUGCAGAGUUCCAGGAUCUAGAGAAGCCUGGAGUAGAUGAAGACCCUCAGCAGGUUCUCCUCAGAUAUCAGGAUGGAUACCAAUACCAGAAUAUAUUCGGUCCCCUCGUCAAACUAGAGGCCGACUACGACAAGAGGCUGAAGGAGAGCCAGACCCAGGACAAUAUCGAGGUCAGGUGGGACGUCGGCCUCAACAAGAAGAUAACGGCGUACUUCACAAUGGCCAAGAAUGACAGCGACCUACGCCUGAUGCAGGGUGAUGAACUGAGACUCAGGUAUUUGGGAGACCUUCAGAAGUCCUGGUCCGGAGUAGGUCACGUGAUUAAGGUUGCGGACAAUUUUGGAGAAGAUAUUGGAAUAGAGCUGAAGAGCAACCAAGGAGCUCCCACCACCUGCACGUCGAACUUCGUCAUCGACUAUGUCUGGAAGUCCACCAGCUUCGACCGGAUGCAGGCGGCUCUACGGAAGUUCGCCGUAGACGACACUAGUGUAUCCGCGUAUAUCUAUCACAGGCUUUUGGGACAUGACGUAGAUGAUGUUUUGUUUAGAACUCAUCUCCCUAAACAUUUCUCAGCUCCGAACCUUCCUGAUCUAAACAGAUCCCAGGUGUACGCUGUAAAGCAUGCCUUGCAGCGUCCCCUGUCCUUGAUCCAGGGACCUCCAGGAACUGGAAAGACGGUUACUUCUGCUACUAUUAUCUACCAGCUGGUUAAACUACACGGAGGGCCAGUUCUAGUCUGUGCGCCAUCUAAUACAGCUGUAGAUCAGCUUACAGAGAAGAUCCACAAAACCGGUUUAAAGGUUGUACGAGUAUGUGCCAAGUCUAGAGAAGCAUUAGACUCUCCUGUAGCUCAUCUAGCACUACACAAUCAGAUUAAAAACCUGGAGGGAACAGGAGAACUACAGAAGCUCCAACUACUCAAGGAUGAGACUGGAGAACUGUCAAGUAACGAUGAGAAGAGAUACAGGAUUCUCCGAAAGCAGAGUGAGAAGGAUCUGCUCGAUCUAGCCGAUGUAAUCUGUUGUACAUGUAUUGGAGCCGGAGAUCCCAGACUGGCCAGGAUGAAGUUCUCUUCUAUACUGAUAGAUGAGAGCAUGCAGAGUACUGAACCUGAAUGUAUGGUACCCGCUGUACUUGGGGCUAAACAGCUCAUAUUGGUUGGUGACCACUGUCAGCUUGGUCCUGUAGUUAUGUGUAAGAAGGCUGCCAACGGAGGACUGAGUCAGUCCCUGUUUGAGCGUCUUGUUGUUCUUGGAAUCCGUCCUUUCCGUCUCGAGGUUCAGUAUAGAAUGCAUCCUCAGCUCAGUAAGUUCCCAUCCAACUUCUUCUACGAGGGUUCGUUGCAGAACGGAGUAUCCGGUGAGGACCGGAAGCUGAAUGUAGAGUUUCCCUGGCCUCAACCUGAUAUACCCAUGAUGUUUUAUGUUGCAACAGGACAGGAGGAGAUCGCUGGAAGCGGAACCUCAUUCCUGAACAGGACUGAGGCGGCCAGCGUCGAGAAGAUCGCGACAAAGUUCCUCAAGGCCGGGAUUAAACCUGAACAGAUCGGCGUGGUCACUCCUUACGAGGGACAACGUAGUUUCCUGGUCCAGUAUAUGCAGUAUCAGGGUUCCCUCCACUCCAAGAUCUACCAGGAGUUGGAGAUUGCAAGUGUGGACGCGUUCCAGGGUAGAGAGAAGGAUAUCAUUAUUAUCUCCUGUGUUCGAUCUAACGAACAUCAAGGGAUAGGUUUCCUAGCGGAUCCAAGACGUCUGAACGUAGCUCUAACCCGGGCCAAGUAUGCUGUGAUUGUUGUAGGCAAUCCUAAAGUUCUCUCAAAGCAACCUCUAUGGAACCAUCUUCUCCACCAUUACAAAGAGAACAGAUGUCUUGUGGAGGGUCCCUUGUCCAACCUGAAGGAGAGCCUUAUGCAGUUCUCUAAGCCGAGAAAGCUUGUGAAUGCCAUGAACCCUGGGAGCCACUUCAUGAACACCGCCAUGUUUGACGCUAGGGAGGCAAUGGCGCCUGGUGGAGUGUACGACAGGAUAAGAGGAAGAAUUGAGACUAGACCCGGAGCAAGGACGGAUAUCAGACAUGAUCCUCUCACUUAUAUUGGACCUGACCGCCAAGCUACUCUACCUCCUAGCAACCUUCCAAUCCCUGUAGGAAUAUUCAUGAACAUGGCCCAUGUACCUCCCAGGUUCUAUAAUCAGCAUCAGCAGCAGUUAGCUCAGCAGCUAGAAGGACGGGCUCCACCCCCUACCAGUAGUAUGUGUAAUCUGUUAAUAUCUAGGUUCUAUAAUCAGCAUCAGCAGCAGUUAGCUCAGCAGCUAGAAGGACGGGCUCCACCUCCUACCAGUAGUACGGGUAAACGACAGAACAAGAAAGGAAAAGAUUCAUAUCUCUCCCAGGGUAGUCAAGAUAUCAGCCAAGGAUACAGUCAGGGUCCUCUAACCCAGGGGGGAUUAUCCCAACCUGGACUCUCUCUAUCACAAACUGGACUUUCACAGACUGAAUUCUCACAGGAUAGUUUAAUUGCUGGAGAUAUUCAUUCUCAGUUGGACGGUUUAUUAUCCCAGGAUUCAACAUAUCAGGGAGACAGGUUUGCAAGUCAGAGACAUCAGCAAUACCUUUCCCAGUUCUCACAGCAGUGAAGAGUUGAAGAGUGCUCCGGUUUACUGGCUCUAUAUAAGUUGAACCAGACUCAGGGUACAGGAGACAUCAGGAGCAUGGAGCGGGGUGCUUCCUAGGAACCUGAUCACGUGACAAUCCCCUGGACUGGCCGGAGGGAGGUUAACUCUUGCCUAUACCCUCAUGGGUCUUCAUGGCGGAGCGUUAAGGAGAAUAAUGCAUCGUGAAAUCAAAUUCAGAUUUAUCUUUGACAAAUCCUAAAUUUUGCUAUUAUUUUCUCCAUAUACUUAUAUUCACUUCUCCCUCUUUUAAUUUAAACUAAAAUUGGACAAACAUAAUAUAUAUUUUUAUUUUU